AACUCUGAGGAAACAGACAGCCUGCCAGUAACCGCUAUGACGAGCGAAUCAUAGCACAAUGCAGUUAGCUAGCUAACGAAAUUAAAUCGAUGUAAAUAAUACAGUUCGUUUAAGAGGAAGUAAACACAAUUUCUAAGUUGUGUGACCCCAAGGAGAUAUUUCGGUUUUUUUUUGUUCGAAGCUUGGCAAUAAGCUAAUGUGCCUUGCUAGCUGGCUAACAUUAGCUAGCUAACUGCAUUGCAACAGUAGCACGAACCUGGCCAUUACAUGGUCAUGUCAGGUUAGUUAAGUUGACCUCAUUUUGGGUCUGGAAACCUUGUAGCUGUUACAGGUGGACUGUUUUAAAGAUUAAGCGUCGUGUGAGCAUUACGAGCCAGGUGAGGAUGACUUAGCGAGAGAGGUUUACAGAAAGUGAUAAAGUUAGAGAGACUCGGAACAGGACAGAAGCAAAACAACUGCGGAUGUCAGUUUGGUUCUGUCAGAAGGGAGUCAACGAAUUGUUUCGAAGUUCGUUUUGAGUAUAAGAAAGGAGUGUAAAAUGAAAGUCAUGGAGAAAAACAUGAUGCGCCUAGUGGCUGUGCAACAUCUCCGCGCAGCGUAUGGGAUAAAGACAAAAAACUGGAACAAAAACAAAGCAGUCAGCUGUAAGACUGCAGCCACCAACUCGACAAAAGUUUUCGGGGUCUCCCUGGAGACAUUACCGUACUAUAAUAUGGAAUGUGGGAGCGUGCCAAGCUUUCUGGUUGACGCAUGUAUGAGGCUGCUGGCGCACGUGGACACAGAGGGCCUGUUCAGAAUCGGCUCUGUCAUCCGCCUGAAAGCACUCAGGGCUAAACUGGAUGCGGGCGAGGAGUGUCUGUCCACUGCACUCCCCUGUGACAUAGCCGGUCUGGUAAAGCAGUUCUUCAGGGAGCUGCCGGAGCCUGUGCUCCCCACAGAGCUGCAGGAGGCAUUUCUCAAGGCCCAGCAGCUCCCCGCCAAGGAGGAUAGGACCUCUGCUACCAUGCUGCUGUCUUGUGUACUACCCGAGAAAAACCUAAGCAUUCUGCGUCACUUUUUGGACUUCCUCUACAAUGUGUCUAUGAGGAGUGCAGAGAAUAAGAUGGACAGCAGUAACUUGUCUGUAAUUCUGGCUCCCAACAUCCUUCACUCAGGAGACGGUACCGAGAAAAUGAACGCUCACACAGAGAAACGCCUCAAGCUCCAGGCAGCCAUAGUGCACUGCUUCAUAGAGAACGCCCACAACUUUGGAGUGUUACCACAGUUUUUGCUUGAGAAAGUACCAGCCAUGAUGGGCUGUGAGGCGGGGGUCCUGUCACCUUCUCAUGAUGGACUUGAAGAGCUGGACUUAAACUCGGGGAUGAAGAAGAAACUUAGGCGCAGCUUCGGAGAUAUGGUCAAUGGUGCUCUGAAUAAGAUAAAAACUAAUAGAACACCCACAAAUGCCUCCCUGUCAGACAGUCUUGUCUUUUCUUCUGCCACUCCUGUGAUUGCAACACCAAGCUCAAAGCGAAAGCUUCCUCUGGAAUCCGGUCAAUCUUUUGGAUUCUCAAACAAGAAACAUAGAUCUGUGAAAAAGACUCUGGGGAUAGACCUACUCUCCAACACUCUGUUCAGUGCCACUUCCACUCCUGGAUCAGCUUACAGUGCUUCUGGGGUCUUGGACUCUCCCCACAAUCCCCUGUCGUCAGCAGGGAAGUCUAGAAGGAUGUCCGCUAUCUCUGUGAGGAGGAAGAGCCGACGACUCAGCAACAGACAUGCUGUCAACAGAGUUGAAUCCGGAAGAGCUGGCUGCUUCUCUCCUAAAGUCAGCAAAAAAGAAGCUCCCCGCAAAUCUCUGCGGCUGCGUUUCAGCCUGGGAAAGAGCAGCAAGGAGGCUGUAUCCGAGUCCAUUGGCUGGCGACUUGCCAUGCAGGAGAGCACUACCAGCUUUCGUUUCACUGAAGAGACAGAGUUCAGUCCAGCUGUUCUGCCUAGAAAAGCCGCAUCAAAAGGCACCAAGUACAUCAGUAAGUCUGAAGACAACCUGCUGACCCCCCAAUGUGACUCAAGUGUCCACCAGACCUCAUGGAGCGGGGAGACUCCAGGAGGAGCGCAGACUUUCCGUGGAGGAUCCUUCACCGACACCCCCAUGAACAUCUGCCUAAAGAACAACUACAACUCUGAGCCGGCCAUCGUCGUAUUGAAGCCCCCAGCAGUGUCCAGCUUUCCUAAGAAGCUGUGUUGUGCUCCAAGCGCUGAGAGCCUCGAGAGCGAGUUCUCUAUCACUGAAGCCCAAAGCCAAACUGCUCCAACCCUGAUGAAAAUAAAGAAGGCCUUCACAGAGUCCAGAAGUGACCUCCAGGAUCCCUGCAACUCUGAGGAGACAGAUGCAUCAAAAACAUUUGAUGGCAUCCUUCCCCAACCACAGACUCCCACAACCAAAGUCCUUCCUGUGGACACGUGUGCCUCCAGCUUCCCAGCUGUUAGCCUCCUGGCUUAUGACCAAAACAUUACCUUUGGCCAGCUUGAAAUCGCUGCCUUAUCACCUUUGCAUAUUGACAGUGUCCUUUUUGAGUCUGGUGCGUACCGUACUCCAGCAGCACAGGCUGAGGCAGGUUCUUUCUGCGCUGCUCCCAUCAGUAGCCACAACAGCUCCACGGUGGGGGAAAGUGAUGCAGAGGAGGAGCAGCUGAACUGCAGCCGGUUGGUUGAUGCCCUGGACAUCCAGAGUCCGGCCCACUUCAAACUGUGGGCCCCCUCCGGACGCCAGUCCACUCCGUACAGGUUGGGCCUUGAAUUCAGAGACGAGUUCAGUACCCCGCCUAAGAUUGGUACUAAACACUGUGCGGUACAAAACCAAUCUUCCUCAGAGAGUGGUGCCGAAAAACAGCAACCCCUCUCCCCACGCAGCCUGGAGACGGAAAAGCGUCGGGUGGCAGACCACAUCCAUCACUUCAACAAGCUCACUCUUCUCUCCCCCAAAGGUGCUUUGGCCAAACACGUCAGAUCACCGCUCCAGUUCAAGCGCACCCCCGUUCGUCAGACCGUGCGCAGGAUGAACUCUCUCCUUGGGGAGAGCAGGAGACCAGUAAGAAAGGAAGACCUCAGCAUCAGCCAGAAUGGUCCGAUGAUGAAGGCAGUGAGCCUCGAGAGCGGCCUCUCCCCUCACCCUCAGCUCCAGCUUCACCUGGGGGAGGGAAAACUGCCAAACAGUGUGUGUCACAUAAAAAAACCACCACCCGUCCCUCCCAAAAAGCCAAGCACCCUGGCACGUAAAGCUAAGGUCUGCGCUCUGGCCGACUUGACCAACAAGUUCCAGCCAAAGACCAACGUGGACAGCUCUGACCAAUCAGGAGCUCAGAAGCCUCUGUUGGAGCAGGUAGAGGAGAAGGACAUGAGCCAUUACAGAGGGUCCCCCAGGAACCCCCUGAACCAAGUACGCCUGAUGUCUGCCACCAAGCCUGUAGAUUUAUAGUUUGAACCUUUUUUGUUUCCUCCAUACUAUGCAGGUCUCUGUCUGCUAAGUGACAUUAAACAUCCCCGCUUAUAUUCAUAUUUUCAGGGGCUUUAAUUUAUUUUUUUAAGCUAUGGUAGGUGAUGUUUGUAUUGUCAAAGGGUCUUAUUGGGAGAAUGUUUGUAUGCCUUGUGAUUGUUUUACUCUAGUAAAACAAGUAUUACAAUAUUGUCAUAUCAGCUCACAGCAUUACGCUGUGUAGUUGGACUGUAGUGUGUAAGCCAAAUGAUGUGUAAUGUGAUUGAUUGUAUGACUGGAAACUGAAAUGGUUUCAGAUCAACGUAAUGCUUUUUUAUUUAUGCAUUAUGUGUCUAAUCCUUAGCUAGAUUUUGUAAAAAAACAAAAACUGUUUACUGAACGUUGAAGCUGUUUUUUUUUUUUUAAUUACAGAAUAUGUCCGCACUGUCUCAUCUUGAACUGAAAAAGAAAAAAUGCACCUUUUUGUUUGGUUUUCUCAACAAACAAAAAAAGCCAAGAAGUAUUGAUCUAUCACAGUCUAUUAAUUACAAAACCGGCUAAAUGCUUUGCUAUGUAAACUGCUUCAGGAAAAAUCAAACCAAUAAAAUCAAACGGUAUACCAUAA
Molecule: messenger RNA, 4079 nt
Organism: Eleginops maclovinus (Patagonian blennie)
Lineage: Eukaryota; Metazoa; Chordata; Actinopteri; Perciformes; Eleginopidae
Gene: arhgap11a
Product: Rho GTPase activating protein 11A
Biological process (GO): signal transduction
Source: RefSeq, a predicted model, not a curated record